AUGAUAAGUAUUCGGCCUCGCAUCAGUAAUGCCUGGCGGGGAAAGGCAGGCCAGCUUUGGACGCCGACCUCGACCUCGCCGACCCGAGCUUCAAUGCUCGGAGACUACAGUCAACAAUUCUCCGGUUUUUCCGGCCAGCGAGCACCUGUCACAUAUAAGAACGGGGCAAUCCCAGUGAAUCUAUUCAAAAGUCAGAGCAAUCAAUUCGGUUUGCCCAGAGCACCAAGCUCAUAUCGACCUACACGCUAUACGCGGCCUUUGCCACUCAACCCCUUUCAGAAUCAUACCGAACAUCGAACUUCAUACAUCACCAUGACUAGUCCAUCAGGAGAGCCAACGAUACACGACAUCUUCGAAAGCAAGACAGGCACAUGGCAGUAUGUGGUUGCCGAUCCAUCGACCCUAGCUGCAGUCAUUAUCGACCCAGUAUUGGACUACGAUGCGGCCACCAAUUCUGUGGCCACCACGGCAGCGGAUGCACUGCUGGCAUUGGUUCGGGAUAAGGGCUACACUGUCGAGAAAAUUCUCGAAACACAUGUUCAUGCGGACCAUCUCACUGCAGCGUCGUAUCUCCAAAACCGCCUGGCUGAGCUGCAAGGCCAUUCACCAUCCAUCGGCAUUGGGAAGCGCAUCGAGCAAGUGCAGAAACUGUUCAGUCACCGGUACAGCGUUCCGGAGCAGGAGUAUAAGGGCAUCUUCGACAACCUUUUCGAUGAUAACGAGGUGUUCAACGUUGGACAGUUGAGGGCCAUGGCAAUCCAUCUUCCGGGCCAUACUCCCGACCAUCUAGGGUAUAAGAUUGGGGACAAUGUCUUCUGUGGUGACUCACUAUUCCAUGCAGACAUUGGCACCGCUCGCUGUGAUUUCCCCGGCGGCAGUGCAAAUAACCUCUUUCAGUCGGGACACAAGCUUCUUGGUUUGCCUGGCCAUGUUAAAAUCUGGACUGGCCAUGACUAUCCUCCUGAGGAUCGCAAGUCUCCCAUGUCUUGGAUGAGCGUUGAGGACCACAAGGCGGAGAAUAAACAUCUUAAAGCAGGCAUCACUGAAGAUGAGUUUGUAAAUGUGCGGAAAGAGCGCGAUGGGAAGUUGGCAGAACCAAAACUACUUCAUCAGUCUCUGCAGAUCAAUAUUCGAGCAGGACGGCUACCCAAGCCUACGGAUACUGGGCAUCGAAUGCUUCAUCUUCCGUUGAAACUUAAGGGGGUCGAAUGGUAA
Messenger RNA from Aspergillus affinis, 1215 nucleotides. RefSeq names its product MBL fold metallo-hydrolase. Lineage: Eukaryota; Fungi; Ascomycota; Eurotiomycetes; Eurotiales; Aspergillaceae. The coding region runs from base 1 to 1215 and encodes 404 amino acids. Gene Ontology annotation, molecular function: sulfur dioxygenase activity. The transcript is spliced from 2 exons. The record is from RefSeq and is a predicted model, not a curated record. Gene Ontology annotation, biological process: glutathione metabolic process; hydrogen sulfide metabolic process.